AAGGGCUUUAAGCCUUUUAGCCCCAUGGUCUCAACUCUCAAGUUGAUUUGAGACCCUCCAAACCCUAGCAUCAAACAUCUUUUCCCUGCAGAGAAAAAGUUAGAAGAACCAUGUCUGAUGAAGUGGUUGUAAACGGUGCCGGCGCCGACGUGGAUGUUGAAAUAGCAGCAAAGGAAGAAGAUUCCGACGGAACUAUGAACCUAACUGUUCAAAAAUUGAUGCAAAAGCUCGCGAUUUUGGAGCAGGAAAAACAAGAACUUAUCAACGAUAAGGAAUCGGCUACUGCAAAAAUCAAGGAACUUGAGGAUGAGAUCAAGACGUCCGAAUCCGAUAUGAGGGCUUUGACUUCGAUUGCUGGAAGGGCGGCUGAACUCGAGACUGAGGUGUCGAGGAUGCAACAUGAUUUAAUUUCGUCGAUGUCGGAUGCACAAGAAUCUAAUGCUGAGGUAUCUGAAUUGAAACGAGUCGUGGAAGAAUUAAAGAAGAGCGAAUCAGAGAAAGCAGAGAAAGUUGAUGUUAUUGAGAACGAGAGGAACUUGCUGUUGGAACGUUUGAAUAAAGAGGCCGAAAAACUAAAGGAGGAGGAGAAUCAAAUUCGCGAACUCGAGAGGAAGAUUGAGAGUCUUGAGACGAGGGAGAGUAGUCAGAAGAGUGAGAGGCUCAAGGUUGAGGAAGAAGCUAAAGCAAAAAUCAGCAAGAAAGAUGAUCAGAUACAGAGUUUGAGUAUGAUGGUUGACGAGUUCCAAUCUGUAAUCGUCAAGAAUCGUGAAGAUAUGGAGAAAUCAGAAAAGGAGAAAGAGGAGUUGGAGAUUAGGAAGAAUGAUUUGGAAGCCCUGUUGAAGAAUUCAGAGAGUAAGGUUAAGGAGAUGGAGGACAGAUUGGAUCAAUUACAAAAAGAAUUGGAAGCGUACGAGAAGAUUAACAGUGUUCUGAAGGAGAAAGUGGUAGAGGAUACCAAUGGCAUAGAAGCUAAGAGAGGUAUCGUCCUCAAUGGUGAUGAGAAGAAGCUCGAUUGGCCCAUUGUUGCUGUGGGAGCUGGUGCUAUUGCUACAGUAGCACUUGUGUACUUCCGUCAUGCAAACAGGUGAGCCUGAGGUUUUCUUUGUGUUCUAAUUAAAAUAUGCUUCGAGUUUUAUAGGUUUUUUGAGUUGAUCGGCUUGAACCAUAUUCUAAAGGACAUGUUUUAUUUGUCCAAUAAUCGUAGUCUAUGUUUUGUAUUGAUAUAAUAUUUUUCAUUUUAUCCUUUAAUAUCAUGAUUGUCGAUUUUGGUGUGUUAAUUAGAAAAAUGAAGAAAAAAAAAGGUACUAUUUGUCUAA
Lactuca sativa (garden lettuce) is the source of this 1316-nucleotide messenger RNA. RefSeq names its product peroxisomal and mitochondrial division factor 2. NCBI's taxonomy places the organism in Eukaryota, Viridiplantae, Streptophyta, Magnoliopsida, Asterales, Asteraceae. The record is from RefSeq and is a predicted model, not a curated record.